UGUGUUUUCGCUUUGCUUUAAUGGCUGGAAUGGACAGGAUCAACAAUAUUUACUUUGUGCUAAUCUUUUCUUUAGGGAAUUGUUUCUUUUUAUACAGAUAUUAUUACGUACAAAGUGUUCCAGAGGCGGAAGGGGUUGAGUUAGAUUCGUACAGUGGGGUUACGGAAGUGGCGCCUGCACUGGAUGUCGUUACAGAAGAACGCCUUGUUUACCCCGGAGUGAGAAGCAGUAGAUCACCACAACUUUGGCGAGAUCAUAGCGAAAUCCACCUCCCCAGUGAAGGCCUAAGAGAAGAAGGUGGAAUACCUCGCAUCAGAAGUCUGUACAAGUCAGGGUUUCUGAUGAACGGUUCCCACAUAUGCUCCGACCUGGGGAAGGGCAAGAGGAUGCUGAUGGCUGUGAUAUCCGCGACAGGACACUUCCGAGCUCGCCUCGCCGUGAGGAUGACGUGGGGACAGUUGGCAAGACGUAGCAAUUUGGUCAUCGCUUUCUUCGUGGGGAGAGACCCCGAUCCUGAAGUGAUGGAAAUGAUCCACCGCGAGAACACAGUUUACAAAGAUGUUGUCCAGGUGGAGACCGGUGAUGUAUAUAACAAUCUGACUCUGAAAGUACUGUCGAUGUUGGAGUGGGCAGACCGUUUCUGUCCACUCGUUGACUACGUGUUUAAAGUGGACGAUGACAUUUUCGUGAACAUUCCCUUGUUGCUCAGGGUUUCUGACGGGAAUCUGGGUUCAAAUAGAACAAUGUACGGUAAUUUAAACCCAAAACCAAAGCCAUUUUUCCCCUUCCAUAUCCCAGAACAAAAGAGUUCUGUUUACAAAAAAGAAUACCCUGCAUCAAAAGACCCGUCGUUCCUCAGCGGAGGGGCGUACUUGUUGACUAAUGACCUCGUUAAUGAGAUCUUCCAGAGCGCUGGACAUUUCCGUUUCCACAAAGGCGAAGACUUCUUCUUCACAGGCAUUUUAGCCCGAGCUUUAAAUAUAACUCGAGUCCACAUCAAGAACUUUUUCAAACACGACAACACUUUUAUUUGCUUUGAAAAUAAAUAUGUAACUUUACAUUCGGUCAAGCCCGAUGUCAUGUUCAUUGUGUGGAAAAUGUUUCUGGGACUAAGAAGGAAAUUAUUUUGUGGCUAAACUUAACAACGUUGCAGUCUUCCAUAGUUGUAUAACUGUUAUAUGCACUGCUGUGAUGAAAUUGUAUUGUAAUCAAUAAUCAGUUGUUAUUAGUACAGA
This is a messenger RNA of Homalodisca vitripennis (glassy-winged sharpshooter), 1235 nucleotides long. Its product is annotated as beta-1,3-galactosyltransferase 5-like. Gene Ontology annotation, cellular component: membrane. The transcript has a single exon. Gene Ontology annotation, molecular function: hexosyltransferase activity. The record is from RefSeq and is a predicted model, not a curated record. Lineage: Eukaryota; Metazoa; Arthropoda; Insecta; Hemiptera; Cicadellidae. The coding region runs from base 21 to 1136 and encodes 371 amino acids.